Poecilia reticulata (guppy) is the source of this 1797-nucleotide messenger RNA. It is a transcript of the gene cep57l1, whose product is annotated as centrosomal protein 57, like 1. Gene Ontology annotation, cellular component: centrosome. NCBI's taxonomy places the organism in Eukaryota, Metazoa, Chordata, Actinopteri, Cyprinodontiformes, Poeciliidae. Gene Ontology annotation, molecular function: gamma-tubulin binding; microtubule binding; identical protein binding. The record is from RefSeq and is a predicted model, not a curated record.
ACAACUUAAUGGAGGGAAAUUUAAAAAGGGCGGACUGCUCGUCUGUUGUUGACAACUAGUGAAAUAAAGACGUCAACUUUGAGUGAGAAGGCAAAGAGUGUUACUUGUAUAUAACUAUCUAAGAAAUUUAUUUUCAUCGUUACAAAAUGGAAACACAUCAUGACGAGAUUUUAGACACACCUUCCAAGAACAGUUACAUUGGGAGCUACUACCAGCCUCCAGACAGGAUUUCAUUAGCACCAAAACAUCUGGCGUCUCCUCCUGUUUCACCUCUCAACAUAGACCAGACCACCAGCAGUCUGUCUCGGACCACACAUAGCAUGGACAACAAAGGCGUUGCAGAUGCACUGAGGACCCUUCAGGAAAAAAUCAGGAGGCUGGAACUGGAGCGGAGACAAGCGGAGAGGAGUUACACUCAUUUCUUUCAGGAUGCUCGUAAGCGUCAGCAGGACUUCGCAUCACAGAAUCGGACUGAAGCCACCCUGCCUGGAACAGUGGUGGAUCAGAAGCUGCAGUCUGCAGAAGCUCGCUGCAAAGUUCUUGAGAAGCAGCUGGACUACAUGAAGAAAAUGGUCGCAAAUGUCAAGAAGGAGAGAAACGUUCUGAUGGAAAAUGAGGCUUCACUGCAGAAGCAACAGCUGAACAGCCCAAACAACCAAUAUCAGCAGGAGAAGCUGGAGAAACUCGAAUCGGAGUAUCUCAAAUUAAGUAAAACCCAAACACUCGCAGAGAUGAAGCUUUCCAUCCUGGAGCAGAAGCUGCUGAAUGAAGAGCGUGAACGAAAACUUGUGCAGGAGAAAGCAGAUGAGCUGCAGAGGGAGUUGGAUAUAAACCUUCGUUUGUCUGUUCCACCUACUGAAGAAACGAGGCCGAAGAAGAAAACCAAAAAGACAAACAAGAAAACCCCGAAACAGAAUGAGCUGGCAACAAACAGCCUGGAGCACAAAAAGAUGCCUUUUGUUAUAGGAACAUCGACAAGCCCGAGCCAUUCAGUGCACGCCAACGUUCAGAGCAUCCUCCACAUGAUGAAGCACCACCAGCCUCAGCUGUGUGAGCGAGUGAGCGCCCUGCAGAGGUGUGGAUGCAGCGUCAAGAAAAACCUUCACACAGACUUCUCUGAUAGCGUCCCAAAGCCUGGCGGUACGCCUGCAGAUCAGUCACUGACCUUACUGUCCGACCUGCUGCUGGCCCUGCAGGAUGAGCUUGGACAGAUGAGCUUUGACUAUCAGGAAUUGGAACGACAGAUAGCAGCAACCGGAGAACCAGAGCAGCGUGAGGACCUGCAGAAAGAACUGGAAAGACUCACUACCAAGAUGGAGGAGAAAGGAGCCCAGAUCACCAAACUCCGCAAACAUCAGCAGAUGGUUCAUAAGUUGUCCCGGCAACGUUCGGAGGAAUCGUCAGUCAGGAAGACGCCUGGGAUCAAACUGCCUGUUCCCUUACCUGUUCAAGACAAACAGAAAGCGGGAAGAAAAGGCGUUGUGGGUCAGAAGAACCUGCAGCUCCUCAGAGAGACCCAGAAGUUCAGAAACAGCCUAAAGCAAGACGACCUGUCCUGGGAAACAUGAGUCUCUUUCUUUGUCCUGCUUUCGAUACUUCAGCUUAGUGGAAGACGGAGCUUUCUUCUUGUUCCUGUCACAGACUUUUAUCUGUAAAGAAAAUGCUUUACGCCGGACUCAAUGGAUUAUUAUGACAUCAACAAUAGUCUGCAGUUCUGAAUGUCUCUCACCUCAAAUAGAAAUGAGUUAGAUUAUGUUUUAAUGAUCACUAUAUUUUAAUAAAGCUUAUUCGUGAAUA